This is a messenger RNA of Chelonoidis abingdonii (Abingdon island giant tortoise), 2720 nucleotides long. RefSeq names its product cholinergic receptor nicotinic alpha 2 subunit (gene CHRNA2). The record is from RefSeq and is a predicted model, not a curated record. Gene Ontology annotation, molecular function: acetylcholine-gated monoatomic cation-selective channel activity; transmembrane signaling receptor activity. NCBI's taxonomy places the organism in Eukaryota, Metazoa, Chordata, Testudines, Testudinidae. Gene Ontology annotation, biological process: monoatomic ion transmembrane transport. Gene Ontology annotation, cellular component: postsynaptic membrane.
UCCCGCAACAUGGAUCGAUUCACCAGCGGAUUCCCACCGCUUAGGAACAUGGUCAUGUGGUGCUUCAUCCUGCUCCAAUCAGUGGCCAUCCAGGACCGGACUCACACCCACGCCGAGGAGCGCCUCUUCAAGUACCUGUUCACCAGCUACAACCGUUGGUCCCGGCCAGUCCCCAACAUCUCCGACGUCAUCAUCAUCAGAUUUGGGCUGUCCAUCGCUCAGCUGAUUGACGUGGAUGAGAAGAACCAAAUGAUGACCACAAAUGUCUGGUUGAAACAGGAGUGGAGUGACUACAAGCUGCGCUGGAAUCCGGCGGACUUUGAUAAUGUCACCUCCAUCCGGGUGCCCUCUGAGAUGAUCUGGAUCCCUGACAUUGUGCUGUAUAACAACGCCGAUGGGGAGUUCGCAGUGACGCACAUGACCAAAGCCCACCUCUUCUCCAAUGGCAAGGUGAAGUGGGUGCCACCGGCCAUCUACAAGAGCUCGUGCAGCAUCGACGUGACCUUCUUCCCCUUCGACCAGCAGAACUGCAAGAUGAAGUUUGGCUCGUGGACGUACGACAAGGCCAAGAUCGACCUGGAGAGCAUGGAGCGCGACGUGGACCUGAAAGACUACUGGGAGAGCGGGGAAUGGGCCAUCAUCAAUGCCGCGGGCACAUACAACACCAAGAAAUAUGACUGCUGCACGGAGAUCUACCCUGACAUCACCUACUGCUUCACCAUCCGGCGCUUGCCCCUUUUCUACACCAUCAACCUCAUCAUCCCCUGCCUCCUCAUCUCCUGCCUGACCAUGCUGGUCUUCUACCUGCCCUCCGACUGCGGGGAGAAGAUCACCCUCUGCAUCUCCGUGCUGCUCUCCCUCACUGUCUUCUUGCUGCUCAUCACCGAGAUCAUCCCUUCCACCUCACUGGUCAUCCCCCUGAUCGGCGAGUACCUCCUCUUCACCAUGAUCUUCGUCACCCUCUCCAUUGUCAUCACCGUCUUCGCCCUCAACGUCCACCACCGCUCGCCCAGCACCCACAAGAUGCCCCGCUGGGUGCGGGCUGCCUUCUUGGACUUCAUCCCCCGCUGGCUUUUCAUGAGGCGGCCUCCAGUGCUAACCCCCUGGGAUAGGCUGAGCGGGGAGUAUGACCCGCCUGGCAUCAGGCUCAGCACCUCCAGGGGCUGGCUGGAAACAGAUGCUGAUAACACAUGGGAGGAGGAGGAAGAGGAAGAGGAGAGGAGGCACCCCGGACGUGCGUCCCUCAAGACAGGCUCCCAUAAACACAGCGGAGCCCGGGCACCGCGCCCGCCUGCCAAAGGGGUCAGCUUGGGGUCGGAUACCAGCCUGCUGCUGUCCCCCAGGAUCCUGAAGGCCUUGGAGGGGGUGCACUACAUCGCAGACCACCUGCGGGCUGAGGAUGCUGAUUUCUCGGUGAAGGAGGAUUGGAAGUAUGUUGCUAUGGUCAUAGACCGGAUAUUCCUCUGGGUGUUUAUCAUCGUCUGUUUGCUGGGGACCAUCGGCCUCUUCCUCCCUCCCUUCCUGGCUGGGAUGAUAUAGGGUCUGUGCCCGGCCCGGAAGGUGGUCCUGCUCCCAGAUCUGUGCCCAGGGAUGGCGAAGCGACAAACUAACCUACCCUGACUGUGGAGCCCCUCGGGCUUGUCCACACUGGAGGAACCUUGUCAAGCCGCGACCCCUUUUGAACUCCCGCUCGUCCCGGUUAAUACCAGUGCAACACCAGUGCCAAAGCCACGUGUCAGCUGGGCCCAGCUCCAGCCGUGCAGAUGCUCACACGCAUUGGGUUUGUACCAACAAGUGAACGGUGUAGGGGAGUUGGGGCAGGAGAACCCUACAGUGAAACCCCAACAAGAUUUUUUCUUGAGUCACUGAAACUGCUUAAAACGAAGUAGAUCAGAAUGGAACCACCCGGGGUGCUCUGUGUUUGAAAUUAACAUGCCCGUAGCUACCUAGCAAGGCAGCAGGUGCGCCUCCUAAGAUGGGAACACAUUGCUCAUGUUGGUUUGGUGAUAAGGUUCAUUUCAUACUGUUCCUCCCAGCCACACGCAGUCCAAUUUAUCCCCCAGGUGUGAACAUAACCCACUGGACAAGGUGUGUUAGAGGUCUCCGUCUGUAGCCUGCAGCUGGGAAGUUCUAACUCUAGCAGCUCAUGCUAUUAGCUAGGGUGGUCCCUGGGUCAAUUCCCAGGGGGCAGCCAUGGCAUAAGCACCCCAGAGUUAAUUCGGGUGAUUGGCACCCGGGUCAGCCCAGCCCAGGUGAGAGGAACCUCACUGCAAAGCCGUGCCUGUGUCCUCACUAGCACUGCACGGCGUGUGUGGGGCUCGGACUUGUGAGGGCAUGUCCCAUGGGUCUUUGUGCUGCUCUACGAUUCUUCCCCAUGGAGCCGGGAGAGAACUUACCUGUCCUUCCGGGUACACAGGGGGAAUUGUGGGAAGGCACUGGAGGACUAUCAAUGGUGGGGCUGCUGAGCCUGUGUCCUCACUGCAAAGCUGGCAGAUUCCAGGCUAAAGGGAAAGCGGCAGCUACCCCCUCAGCGGGGCCAGCUAACCUAGGGUGAAAUUCACUCCAGUGCUCAGCGCUGGCCCAAGAACUAGUCACCACUUUCAGCUGUGUUCUGCCUGGCACGCCGCUUGCAGGUGAGAGCUGGCUGGAGGGUCUUUUCAAAGCAAACAAACAUUUUGGGGGGAGAGGUAUGGUGAAUAGUCAAAAAAAAUUGCUGAAAC